AUGAGCGAAAAGAAAACCAAUGAAGAACGCCAAAAGGAAGUCGACCGUCAACUCGAAUUGAUGAAGGCUGCCAUUGGCGAUGACAACUUUAGUGAUUCCGACAGUGACAGCGAUGACAGUGAAGAACUGAAGGAACGCACGAACAAGAACGCGGCCAUGGAAUCCGCUCGGAAAUUCUUGUGGGACGAAGCGGACGAUGACGAUGAAGUCUUGUUGGGAGGUCCCUUUCCCAAGGCUGCUCCUGCUCCUGCCACUAAAUCUACUGCUAUUGAGAGUGGAAGUGGAGGCCGCGGAAUGUUUGGAGCUUCCCUCUUUGGAAGAGGAGUAGAGGAAGAUGGUUUGGAUCACAACAUUAACCUCAUGGAUGCCAGUGAAGCUCAUGCUGCUGGAAAGCGUUCCAGCAACAACAAUAGCAGAGGUCGUCAAUCGCUUUCCAAUCUGUUCUUGAGGGGCAGUCCAGCGGUGGCCGCCUCUUGGAACGAUGCCAAUGCUCGGGAUUCCGAAGAGUUUAUCCAAGAGAGUUCCAAACGUCGUUCGUAUCUAGCAUGCUUGGGAUGGACCUUCAUGUGGUUGCUUACCCUAAGUCUCUUUGGUGUCUUUGGAUAUUACGUCUACGACUUUGUCCAAAGUUUGAAGCCCGCGCCUUCCGCAGUCAGUAUUGAUCACACCAGUCCUACCGAUGCCGCCAUUCAACAAGCUCUGUUGGACGCAGCCGUGAUUACCCAAACGCAAAUUGAUGACCCUAAUUCUCCUCAAAACGCCGCCUUGAAAUGGAUCACCAAGGAUGGUACCCUCGCCGAAACCGAUGCCUAUUUGACCCAGCGAUAUGCCCUUGCGGUAGUUUACUAUUCCACCCAUGGCCAACAAUGGGCCAACAGCGAUGGAUGGAUGUCUACUUCAGGAUACUGCCAAUGGUACGGAGUCCAAUGUUUAGGGACCGAUACCAUUAUUGAACAAAGCAAUGACAAUGGAGCCGUCUUUGAAUUGAAUUUGUCAAGUAACAAACUCCAAGGUACCAUUCCAACCGAAUUGAGUGCGUUUGAGGAUCUUUUCUUUUUGGACCUUCAAGACAAUGCAUUGGAAGGUACCAUUCCUAAUGAAUUGGGUGGAUGGACCGGACUUCGCAUGUUUUCGAUUGCUCACAAUGACUUGUACGGAAGCAUUCCUUCUACUUUACUAAGUACCAGUCCCGACUUGCACGUUUUGAGUGCGGGACACAACAAAUUGUCUGGUUCCUUACCAGACAGUAUGGGAAGGGUCGAAAGUCUUCGCGAGAUUCGUUUGGAAUUCAACGAUUUGGAUGGUACCAUUCCUGAUUCCUUCCAUGCCUUGGAUCGGUUGGAGACGUUGCACUUGGCAGGAAACAAAAUUCAAGGCUCCUUGCCACUUGCAAUCUAUGAUAUGGAUCGCUUGGAGACUUUGUACCUUCAUGAUAACGAGUUGACUGGAGAACUGUCUCCCGACUUUUCCAGAUUGAGUCACUUGGAAUUGUUGACACUUAAUCAUAACCGAUUGGUGGGAACCGUCCCCGAUGUCUUUUCCAAGACUCGCUUUUUGCAAGAAAUGCAUUUGCACAACAAUGAGUUUACGGGUACCAUGCCCAACUCGGUUUGUUCUCUGACUUCCGGAAAAUUGACCUAUCUCAGCGCCACCUGUACCGAGACAAACAAUGUGGGUGAAAUGGGUGUCCAUUGUGAUUGCUGUACCGAGUGCAUGUAA
Messenger RNA from Cylindrotheca closterium, 1719 nucleotides. Lineage: Eukaryota; Bacillariophyta; Bacillariophyceae; Bacillariales; Bacillariaceae. The record is from the annotation of a GenBank genome assembly.